CUGCCCCAUUCACGGCGCUAGGAAAGUCAGUGUAGCGCCUUUAAAGUGUUGUCAUUUUUCCCCGGUUCCAAAGUUUUCUCGGUCAGGUUUUCCUCUCAAAACAGGCCUUAAACAGGACCUCGUAAAGGAAAAAUGAACUAAAUAUAUGUCGUGACCCGAGGAAGGCCCCCGCGCCGUUGUUGUUACUGCACGCUAGGCUACGCGGCGCAGCCGAAGGGAAGGAGCUGCGAUGGAGUCCGGGAGUGUGAAAUUAGAGAAUAAGCGUUUAAACAUCAUCCCCGCCGGCAGGCAACUGCAGCGAACUCCACCGUCAACACCGACCCCACAGCCCCGCCGGAGGAGCGGGGACACCGACAGCCGAAUAAAGGAUGAGGAGGACACUCCGGCAGAGGGGAGCGCCCCCUUCAGGCCAGAUGGAGUACUGAGUCCUGCUGUGAAGGAGGAGAGGAAAUCGAUUCGCAGGUCCAGCAUCACGUCAGCAUCAGCGAAGAUGGGGGACGCUGACCCUGACGCCUUCAUCCAGGGCAUGCAGGGCUACCAGUGGACGGACGCAGAUCUGGAGUUUGUCUACCAGGCCAAGCAGCAGAAACGGGUCCAGCAACUGCAGCAAGAGUUGAGUGAGGUGUUGAAGACUCUGAAGACGGAGACUCAGAGGCUGGAGCUGACCAUCGCUUCUCGAGACAAGCUUCAGACCGAGCUUUCGAAGACUCUGUCCUGUGAGCGUCUGUUGCAGCUGUGUCGAGAUGUUCGCCUGCGUUCCUGUUCUCCUAAUCAGCUGGAAGGUUUGGGAGAUAAAGCUCUGCUUUCGCAGCUCCAGCUGGGGGAUGUGCAGCAUGCCAUCCAUGAAGAAACCUCGGCAGUCGACCAUCUCAAGAGAGAAGUGGCCAAAGCUCAGGAGAUCAGAGAGAGGGAGGAGCUGGCUAUGAAGGAAAUGGACCAUUGCCAGAAGAACAUCAACAUAGUCAAGGCAAACAUAGAGGUCCUGAGAAUGGAACUGACAGAGUUAAAAGCCCAGCUGUCUGAGAAAGAGGUGUCCUCAAAGACAGCUCAACCAACGGGAAGAGCUCGCAAGGCCUCCAGAACUGGAAAAGCUCAAACAGCUUCCAGUGCUCCGAAACCCGCUAAGGAAAAAACCCCAAAGGCGUCGAGCACGAGCAAGAUGAGGGCUCAUGAAUCGAAGAUAGAACCCGUAGACCAAAAUGUCCAGCCUCCAGAGACAGAGGAGGCCCCAAAAGUGUCUCGGGUUGCAGAGAGAGCCCACAAGGCCCCCAGAACGGCUAAAGCCACAGCCAGUCUUGCUGAUGGUGUUGUGAAGGUCCCCAAGGAGAAGGUCCCCAAGGAGAAGGUCCCCAAGGAGAAGGUCCCCAAGGAGAAGGCCCCCAAGGAGAAGGCCCCCAAGGAGAAGGCUCCUGCGAAGGAAAAAAUGCCUGCAAAAGGAAAACCUCCAAAGGAAAAAGCCUCAACAGAUAUGAGCACAGUCGAGUUGCACACGGUUGGACAGACUGAGCAAAAUCUUCAGCCACCAGAAACACAGGCAUCAAAAGCAACUCGGGCUACAGCGAAAGCCCGCAAGGCGGCCAAGCCCACGAAAGCUCCACCGAGUCCUUCCGAGAGCGCUACCGAAACCCUCCGCCGCUCGAAAAGGAUCGCCACAAAGAGUCAGAGCCAAAGUGAGACGGCUCUUCAGAAAGCGAGCGGCUCCAGACGGAGAUAACCAUCAGAGGCUGCGAGCGAGUUCCUGUGUUAACCCCCCGACAAAUACUGUGAGCUGUGCCAGGAAAAACGUGCUGUGCUCAGAAGUGAAAAAGAGCAAACCCCUCCCCCCCCUCCCCCCAUCAGACAGUCAGUAAAUACGCACCCCAGCUUUUCUGCCGUUCAAAUAUUCCCUCCCAGAGCCUGCGGCUCAGACGACAAGUGCUGCCAGCAUCCAUCUAAGCUGUAUCGCCUGUCUGUUCUUUUAGUUGAUACCUGUCAUUUUUUUGUAAUUAUGUGACUCAUCCGCACUUUUCAUUGUCCUCAAAGACGCAUGAGUGAGAUUUUUUUCAUGAUGUAUUUGUAAAAAUUGUGUCCUGUAAAGACGA
This is a messenger RNA of Pygocentrus nattereri (red-bellied piranha), 2081 nucleotides long. RefSeq lists its product as uncharacterized. Lineage: Eukaryota; Metazoa; Chordata; Actinopteri; Characiformes; Serrasalmidae. The transcript is spliced from 13 exons. The record is from RefSeq and is a predicted model, not a curated record. Bases 230 to 1714 code for a protein of 494 amino acids.